AUGAGCGGCCGACGGGUGGUGAAGGUGAUGGCGGGCGGGGUGCUGGCGCUGGCGUGCGCCGGUGGCGCCGCGGCGGACGAGGCGCGCGGCCGCAUCGCGGACGUGCUCGGCCGCGAGCAGGUGCAGACAGCGUGGAACGACUUCGUGGCGGCGAUGCGGGCCGUGACCGGCGAGGGCGGGUCGACUGGCACGAGGAAGUUGCACCAGGUUGUCCCGGGGCUGGGAGACCUGUUUCCGGGUCUGCAGGGGUUCCCGGACCUCACGAGCAUCACGGACCUGACCUCGUUCGUCGACCUCCCGCGUCUGACCGACUUCCUGGCCGGCAACGUCGGGUUCGACAUCGGCGGCCUCACCGACCUGGACGUCUCGCUGCCCUGGGAGGACCUCGCCUCGAAGCUCAGCGCGUUCGCGCCGCCCACGUCGCUGGCGGACGCGCGCCAGAAGGCGGACGAGAUCCUAGAGCAGUACUGCGAGCCCGCGAGCCUGACGGUGGGCUCGGGCGACGACCCGGUGGAGGUGGGGCGUAUCGAAGGCAUCCCUGACAAGUACACCAAGCUCGCGCCGGUGCUGUACCAGGGCGACGUGAUCCACAGCUGCAGCGGGCACGCGUUCGACUUCACGAUGGAGCCGAUGACCUGCGAGAUCGACCACGCCGCGGGCGAGGCGAAGUGCGUCCCGCCGCGCCUGGUGUACACCAAGGAGCCCGCGAGGUGCUCGAUGCCGGUCCUGCACCGCCCGCCGGUGGUGUGGACGGGCAUGGAGUGCAAGCACCAGCACGAGGCCGGCGUCGGCUUCGAGAAGGUCUUCGGCGGCACCGACGUCGUCAUCCCUCUCGGCCGCCUGCCCAAGGACGGGCCGCUGGACUUCUCCGGCCUGGACUGGGGCAACGCGCUGGCGCAGCUGGCCGACAGCUUCACCGCGGACCUCGGCGGGCUGUUCGACGGAGCCAGCGUCCCGGACCUGUCGGGCCUGUUCGGCGGCCUGAACGGCGGCCUCAUCCCCGGCGUCUUCGGUGGGCCGUGA
This is a messenger RNA of Pedinophyceae sp. YPF-701, 1023 nucleotides long. The record is from the annotation of a GenBank genome assembly. Lineage: Eukaryota; Viridiplantae; Chlorophyta; Pedinophyceae.